GAUCGUGAGCUGAUCGAUUUGCAUUUGACGUUGCUGCGCAAGCUGGCAUUCAAAUCGGCUCGAGUGGAAGUUUGGGAGAAGUAUCUGCUCAAAUUCUGCUCACUGGUCCCAUCACUGGAAAUUCGAUUGCAGUUGUUGAAUUCGUGCUCGGCAAGCGAUCUGCGUCUAUUGCCUGUUGGAUAUGACAAAGAUGGAUUAGCUUAUUGGUACCAGCAGGAUGCGGACCUAGUGAUUCGCGUAUACUCAGCCGAGCAGGAUGAUCAAUCCGGUGGCUCGUGGAAUCUGGUCGCAAAGUAUGGUCGAAAGAAGAAUUGGAAAGCUUAG
Messenger RNA from Gongylonema pulchrum, 324 nucleotides. The record is from the annotation of a GenBank genome assembly. Lineage: Eukaryota; Metazoa; Nematoda; Chromadorea; Rhabditida; Gongylonematidae.